Messenger RNA from Otolemur garnettii (small-eared galago), 3130 nucleotides. It is a transcript of the gene CEP83, whose product is annotated as centrosomal protein 83. The transcript has 16 exons. NCBI's taxonomy places the organism in Eukaryota, Metazoa, Chordata, Mammalia, Primates, Galagidae. Bases 499 to 2592 code for a protein of 697 amino acids. Gene Ontology annotation, cellular component: centrosome. The record is from RefSeq and is a predicted model, not a curated record.
GCGAGCUGAGGCGGCGAUUCCUCCAGAAAGUGAGCGCUCGGGCUGGCUCUGCGCGCCUGAGGAGACUGGUCCACCGAGGAGGAGCGGGGCUUUUCGCCGCCGCCCUCGGAGCUUUCUCGAGAUACCUCAGCUUUGCCUAGUGGAGGGGGCCGGAGGAGCCCGCUGGGCCCUUUGGGGCUUGCGCGGCGCGCGGCCGCCGGGACGUCCCCAGGCGUGGCGGGCUGGGCCGACCCUCGGCUGUAGGACUCAAACCCUCAGCCCUAAUGCCUCCAGGAGCCAAGCUGAGUGGGUGCGGAUGGUUGGAGCUGUGGCAGUGUCCCUCGGUGCCAAGUGCAGCCAGAACUCCGGUCACUUAAGUUGUAUGUGUGCAAGUUGCAAGGACUGUGUGUUAGUCUGGUAUAGUUUGGCCUCCUGAAGUCCUGCUUAAGCAAGAAAGAAGUGGGAAAUACUCUUGGAAAAAAAACCUAGAACGAUAAAAAAGCCAGAACUUACUUUUACAUGGUUGUCAACUCAGUUACCAGUAUGGACUCUUUUCCUCCUGGUGGAGACAAUGGACUGACAAAUUCUCAAUCUGAGUUCCAAAAAAUGUUAAUUGAUGAGAGGUUACGAUGCGAGCAUCAUAAAACUAAUUAUCAGACUCUGAAAGCUGAACACACAAGGUUGCAAGAUGAGUACAUAAAGUCACAAAAUGAACUUAAACGCCUGUUAAAUGAAAAGCAAACUCAGCAGGAAAAAUUUCAGCUGCUGUUUGAAGAGCUAAAAGAAGAAUUAUUACAGAAAACUAAAGACUUAGAAGAAAUAAAGGCACAGGUAUUAACUCCGCAAAAGUUGGAAGUAUUAAGAUUUCAAAUACAGCAAGAAUUAGAAACUCCAAUGAGAGAACGUUUUCACAAUCUGGAUGAAGAGGUGGAAAAGUAUAGAGCUGAAUAUAAUAAGCUUCGCUAUGAACACACUUUCCUCAAGUCAGAAUUUGAACACCAGAAAGAAGAGUUUGCACAUAUUUUAGAAGAAGAAAAAAUAAAGCAUGAAGCAGAGAUUGUAAGACUGGAGAAAGAUAAAGAAGAACUGCGUAACCAGCUGCUUAGUGUUGAUCUCACAAGAGACAGCAAACGAGUGGAGCAACUUGUUCGAGAAAAAGUUCAAUUGUGUCAGAAAUUAAAAGGUUUAGAGGCUGAAGUAACAGAAUUAAGGGCUGAAAAAGAGAAUUCUGAUGCUCAGGUAGAAAGUGCCCAAAGAAUACAAGUGCGGCAGUUGGCUGAGAUGCAGGCUACGAUCAGAUCCCUGGAGGCUGAAAAACAGUCAGCUAAACUACAGGUCGAACGCUUGGAAAAAGAACUACAAUCAAGUAAUGAACAAAACACCUUUUUAAAUACUAAAUUACAUAAAGCUGAACGGGAAAUAAACACAUUGACCAGUACAGUAAAAGAACUGAAACAUUCAAACAAACUAGAAAUAACAGAUAUCAAACUGGAGGCAGCAAGAGCUAAGAGUGAGCUAGAAAGAGAAAGGAAUAAGAUUCAAAGUGAACUGGAUGGAUCACAGUCAGACAAUGAAAUUCUCAAAUCAACUAUUGAACACCACAAAAUGCUCUUAGUAGAAAAGGAUCGUGAAUUAAUACGUAAAGUACAAGCUGCCAAGGAAGAAGGUUAUCAAAAACUUGUGGUAUUGCAAGAGGAAAAGUUAGAACUUGAGAGCAGAUUAGCAGAUUUAGAGAAAAUGAAAGUGGAACAGGAUGUCUUGAAGCAAUCGGAAAAGGAUCAGUGUGAAGAGAAAUUGCGGGCUUCACAGAUGGCAGAAGAGUCGGCCAGAAGGGAACUUCAGAGUAUUAGGUUAAAACUUCAACAGCAAAUUGCGAUUAUUGAAAAUGCAGAGAAAGAAAAAAAUGAAAAUGCUGACCUGAAACAGCAAAUCAGUCAUUUGCAGAUCCAAGUGACCUCACUUUCACAGUCAGAGAAUGACUUGCUGAAUUCAAACCAAAUGCUGAAGGAAAUGGUGGAAAGGUUAAAACAAGAAUGCCGAAAUUUAAGAAGCCAAACUGAAAAAGCGCAACUAGAAGUUGAAAAGACCUUGGAAGAGAGACAGAUACAGUGGUUGGAAGAAAAGCAUAAGCUUCAUGAGCGUAUCGCAGAGAGAGAAGAAAAGUACAAUCAAGCCAAAGAGAAACUCCAGCGAGCUGCCAUUGCCCAGAAAAAGAGAAAAUCUCUUCAUGAAAACAAAUUGAAGAGACUGCAGGAGAAAGUAGAAGUCUUGGAGGCAAAGAAAGAAGAAUUGGAAACAGAAAAUCAGGUGUUAAAUAGACAAAAUGUUCCAUUUGAAGAAUAUACAAGGCUUCAGAAAAGACUAAAGGAUAUACAAAGAAGACAUAAUGAAUUUCGAAGUCUAAUUUUGGUUCCUAACAUGCCACCAACAGCAUCCGUCCAUCCUGUUAACUUUCAGUCAUCAGCCAUGGUUCUGGGCAUGGAAUCAUCUUUUCCUCCUCAUCUGCAGGAGGAACAGCAUCAAAGGGAACUCUCUCUACUUCGCAAAAGACUGGAAGAACUAGAAACAACACAGAGAAAACAACUAGAAGAAUUUGGAUCGCCUGGGGAUUGAAGUUCUUAGAUAAAAAGCAGACCAAAAGAGGUGAAAUCAGAGACUCAGUAAAGCUUGAAGGUCUCACAUUUGUAGCAGUUAGAUACUUUAUUACUGUUUGCCAAAAUACUUGAACGUGCCUCAGGAGAAGGUGCCAGCUACAUGCUGUAUUGCAGAACUAUCAUUAAGAUUUUACCAUUAUACUAAUGAAGACAAGUGAUGCCUUAAAGGAAAGAUUCAGAGAAAUUUGGAAUAUUUGAUUACCCUUUGAGGAUGUAAAACAAAAACUAAAUGGAACUAAUUAGAGAAUCAAGCUUCAAAAUUGUUUAUUAAUUUUACUUUGUUGAAUUUUUUUUUUUUUGCCUGAAAUACGCCCAUCUUGAAAUCCCUUUUCACUUUGAGAUGCUUGGCACAAACAGUAAAUAUCUUCUGAUUUACUGUAUAUAAAAACUAUGAACUAGUUUUUGAAGAAAGAUGACAAUUUAAAAGUCAACAUAAUGAGACAAAGGCAUCUCUGUUCAUUACAAAAGGCUACCUUUUCUAAAAACUAAAUAAUUUA